ACUCCGUACUCUCGCAGCCCCGAACUGCGAGUCAGCCAUAAGCUGGCCGAACGAAAACGCCGAAAGGAAAUGAAAGAUCUAUUUGAUGAUCUUAAGGAUACGUUGCCCGUGGAGAAAGGACUGAAAACAAGUAAAUGGGAAAUACUGAGUAAA
Messenger RNA from Umbelopsis ramanniana AG, 153 nucleotides. RefSeq lists its product as uncharacterized. Gene Ontology annotation, molecular function: DNA-binding transcription factor activity; protein dimerization activity. Lineage: Eukaryota; Fungi; Mucoromycota; Umbelopsidomycetes; Umbelopsidales; Umbelopsidaceae. The transcript has a single exon. Gene Ontology annotation, cellular component: RNA polymerase II transcription regulator complex. Gene Ontology annotation, biological process: positive regulation of transcription by RNA polymerase II. The record is from RefSeq and is a predicted model, not a curated record. The annotation marks the transcript as partial.